Octodon degus (degu) is the source of this 1477-nucleotide messenger RNA. RefSeq names its product ciliogenesis associated TTC17 interacting protein (gene Catip). Lineage: Eukaryota; Metazoa; Chordata; Mammalia; Rodentia; Octodontidae. Gene Ontology annotation, biological process: cilium organization; actin filament polymerization. The coding region runs from base 147 to 1355 and encodes 402 amino acids. The record is from RefSeq and is a predicted model, not a curated record. The transcript is spliced from 10 exons.
UUGCCAUUAAGAAAAAAUGAAAUGCUCCCCCUACUGGACAGCAACUCAAUCUUAGGCUGAACCCGCUGUGUCACACUUUUGCACCAAGGUCCAAGGCAUAGAGAAGUGCGUUGAUUGCCCUUUAAAAGGCGGUAACUACGGUAGCCAUGGAGACAAGUGGACACAGAGGGCUGGCGGCAGACAGCAUGUCCUCCACAGUUCACUCCACAGGCAUAGCUAAGGACCACCUGCGCUCAAGCCAGGAGCACCCCCCAUGGCCAGAGGCUAAUGCUGAAGCUCUCAACUUCCUCAACUCCCUGAAGCUGCAGGAGCUGCAAAUGGUGUUUUUCUCCGAGACACUGGUCAUGGUCUGCGGCACAGGGGAACCUCAGGGAGAACUGACCAUCGAGGUGCAGAGCGGGAAGUACAAGGACCAGCAGGGUCUCAUGUCCCACUGUCUCUUUGUCCACGCUGGGAGCCAUAGCAUCUUGGAUAAAACCAUUUGUGGAAACUCCGUCCGGGGCUACCUGUCGUGGAAACUGGAGCCCUUAGAACAACACAGUCAUGAGUUCAUCAAGUUCCCCAUCCUCCCCAUGGAGCGGAAGACGAGUCUGCUGAAGAGGGAUGACCAGCUGACCAUGAUCAGAAGCGUCAGGGAGGGUGAGGAAGUGAAGACCAGCAAGACUUCCUUUCCUUGCAACUCAAAUGAGGGCUUCAUCUCUGAGGCUGCCAACAUGGUGCUGCUGCGGGUGAUGGCCUGGCGGCAGAUGGUGCCCAGCAAUGCCCGCUUCCUGGCCCUGGACACUGAGGGCAAACUCUGCUAUUCUACCUAUCAAGCUCUGGGCUUCCAGACAAUCCAGGUAGGCCACCAAGAGGCCCAAGCCUUCAUCGUGGAGCAGACCGUUCACUCGGAAGAGGGCAUCCCCAUGUCCUGUCAGUUCUACCUGCUCUCAGAUGGGCACCUGGUGAAGAGAGUACAGGUGGGCUCCCCGGGGUGCUUCCUCCUCACCAAGAUGCCCAUCCUGAGGGAGGAGGAUGAGAUUGAGUCUCCGCCCGUGUUCCGCAAGAAGCCCCUGGUGUGGGAGGAGGACAUGGAGCUCUACUCCAAGUUCCUGGACCGGAAGGAGCAGCUCCGGCUUGGACACGCCAGCUACCUGCGGCAGCAUCCCGACGCCCAGGCUCUCAUCUCCGACUUCCUGCUCUUCCUGCUGGUGCGGCAGCCCCAGGACGCGGUCACCUUCGCCGCCGAGUUCUUUGCCUUCUUCUCCAACUGCUCGCCUUUCCCAGUCUUGCGCUCCUCCCACCCCCCCAGCCCCUUCCGCUCGCUGGACGCCGAGGAUUGUGCCAACCUAGACUCCGACUCCGAGGAGGACUAGGCAGUCGGGGCUCCUGCGCGAAGAGGGUGCCCAGAGAGGGGCGGGCAGCCGGCCGCGGCUCUGCUGCGCCAGCACGGGCUGUCCCUGGCGGCGUCUGUUGUCUUGGGUCAAAAAAUACACAA